AUGUCUGGCCCCCAGUCUCGUCUGGGCUCUGUCCUCAGCCACCUGGUCGGUUCCUCCUCGAAAGCCCCCCACACCAGCGACACCAGCAGCAGCAAUGGAGCCGAUUCGCCACACAAGCACGCGCUGACGCCGACCUUCUUUCUCGAGCGCGCUGCAGCCAUCGAGCCAGACGCCGAAGCGAUCGUGCACAUUACAGCCAACGGCGGCACACUACGACGCAGCUACAGAGACUUUGCCGAGCGUGCCCGAGGAUUGGCGUGGUAUUUUAUGCACCACGGCUACCGGCGCAUCGGCAUCUUGGCACCCAACACGCCGGCCUUUCUCGAGACGAUCUUCGCGGCUGGAGCCUGUGGCGGUGUGCUGGUGCCGGCCAACUACCGGCUGACGCAAGGCGACAUCGCCUACAUCUUCGACUUUGCCGACGUCGACAUUAUCGUGGCAGACGCACAGUUCGCAGCGCUGCUGACGGAGGGCAGCGGCAACUUUGCUGCGAGCCAUGCGGGCGUGCCCAUCCUAGUGGACGCGGACAUGGACGCGACCGAGGGUGAGCUGCGUGGCGCGUAUGACGCAGCGGUGAUGGAGGGUCUGCGGCUGGAGAUGGCGGGCGGCCACCACCACGAGCAGGGCCCGGGCAACGGGUGGGCCGCGCUGCGGACGGCGGUGGCAGCAGUGCGUGGAACGGCAGAGCUAGAUGAGGAUUCGGUGAUUGCGGUGCCGUUCACGUCGGGGACCACGGCACGACCCAAGGGCGUGGAGUUUACGCAUCGCGGGGCAUAUCUGGCGGCGCUGGCCAACGUGGCCGAAGCCGGACUCAACAUGACGGGGGCGGACGAGUCGAUUAUGGCGUCGGGUCCAGAGACCAAGGAUCCCGGGCGAUGUCGCUAUCUCUGGACGCUGCCGCUGUUCCACGCCGUCGGCUGGACGUAUCCGUGGGCCGUGUGUGCAGUGCGCGGAACCCACGUGUGUCUGCGCAAGAUCGACUACGCGCUCAUCUGGCGGCUGCUGCGCGAAGAAGCCGUGACACACUUCAAUGCAGCGCCGACGGUCAACACGCUGCUGUGUGCGGCGCCCGAGGCCACACGGCUGGUACGGCCUGUGAGCGUGACGGUGGCGGCGAGUCCGCCGACGGCCCACCUGUUCGAGAAGAUGGUGAAUCUCAACCUCCGACCUGUUCACGUGUACGGCCUGACCGAAACCUACGGCCCCAUCACACGUGGCUAUGUGCUGCCGGUCUGGAACCAGCUGCCGACCCAUGAGAAGUUUGCACGCAUGGCACGACAAGGCCACGGGUUCCUGACCAGCUUACCGGUACGGGUGAUCAAGCCGGCUACCGAGUCAGAAGCCGGUACGGCGUCCAGACCGCUAGUCGAGGAUGUUCCACGCGACGGCCAGACGAUUGGCGAGAUCGUCUUCCAGGGCAACAUCUGCGCGCGCGGCUACUACAAGGACCCGGCGGCGACGGCGAAGCUGUUUGCCGGCGGGGUGCUGCACUCGGGCGACCUGGCGGUGUGGCAUGCUGACGGCAGCAUCCAGAUCCUCGACCGGGCCAAGGACAUUAUUAUUUCGGGCGGCGAGAACAUCUCGUCCGUGGCGCUUGAGAGCACGCUCGUGGAACAUCCUGACGUGCUCGAGGCUGCCGUCGUGGCCGUGCCCGACUCGCACUGGGGCGAGCGGCCCAAGGCGUUUGUCACCGUGCGGUCUGGCGCUGCUGCGUUCGACCCGGCUGGCUUCCUCGACUGGGUCAAGCACCAGAGCGGUAUCAGCCGCUUCAUGGUCCCGCGUGAGGUCGAGGCCGUCGUCGAGCUGCCCAAGACCAGCACCGGCAAGCUCAAGAAGACGGUGCUGCGCGACUGGGCCCUCAAGGGGACCCCGCCAGAGAUGCGUCAGACCUGA
Molecule: messenger RNA, 1893 nt
Organism: Grosmannia clavigera kw1407
Lineage: Eukaryota; Fungi; Ascomycota; Sordariomycetes; Ophiostomatales; Ophiostomataceae
Product: AMP-binding domain protein
Exons: 1
Coding region: 1-1893 (630 amino acids)
Source: RefSeq, a predicted model, not a curated record